Messenger RNA from Fusarium sp. VM40, 4305 nucleotides. NCBI's taxonomy places the organism in Eukaryota, Fungi, Ascomycota, Sordariomycetes, Hypocreales, Nectriaceae. The record is from the annotation of a GenBank genome assembly.
AUGACAACAGCGAUGGCUUCUAAAUCUCCAGCAAUCGACAUACCAGAUGUCUCUGAAGAUGAGGAAGAAACUCUAAUUUACUUGGAGACAACAUCUGCUCCGAAAACACAAAAGCUCAUCAAGAGGGCUACAGACAUUGACUGCUGGUCCAUGAACCUCGAUGCCUUCAUUCUCACUAAGCACAUCUUCAGCAAGGAGCACUUUACAGCACCAGUAAACAGACCUGACAAUUCGUCAUUUCUUUCUGGAAAGUUCUCAGCGCCAGACGCGAUUCCCAAUGUUGACAUUGAUGGAGCGUAUGCAUGGUACUCGAAUUCUCGAAUUGCGGAUAUCACACAAACACCAGAGGUUAUAGAGAAUAAAAACAACUAUGGUCGCAUAAUACGUAAUGAACGACUGGGCGUCUAUCUACAUUGGACGCUGCCGCAGCACUUCUGUAAUAGAAAGACAAAGGACACCGACGAUGAAAAGGCAGGAGAUGUCGCACAAACACAUGUACCAGAUCGUUGGAUGGUCUUCAUAUGCAUCACAGAAGCCUCUGAAGCCGGCGCUCCUGCGCUUGCGGCCUUCAUAGUUGAAAGCAAUCGUAUCCGCCAUUUUGGCGGGCACUUCGACCCUUCCACAGACGGCACUUUUGAUGUUGAGACGGAAGCUUCUCCCUUCAUCGACAAGAAAGUCUCAGUGGAAAAGCAGGUCGAUGUAUUUAUGGGUAUGAGACGCAAUUUCGAUGAUGAUUGGAAUGAUCCUGAUCCUAAUGGCCUUUACCACUCCCUUUUGACACUGAAGGACUCUGCAAAUCCUCUGUUUGCAGACUUUCAGCAUCACAACUCAAACAUCUUCUCUAUUCACGACGAUGUCUCAUGGAAAGACAGUGCAGGCAAGAUUAUCCGGCCUGCGUCUGCGACUAUCUCGUACGCUGUAUUUGGCUAUCACUCAAGCUUUCAUUCGGGGCAUGACGAGAAGAAGUCUAUUCCGCAUGGCGCCAUGUACAAUGUAAGGUGGACCAGAGAUGAAGCGCCCAAAAAUUCCGAGGCGAUCAAUAUUGCCAGAAACGUCAGUGGCAGCCAGCCUAUAGCUAUGGGAUCAGACUCGCUGGAAGCGCUUGAAGCAUACCUUCAUUCUCUACCAGAGGAUACGACCGUUGGAGAAAAGACAACAGCCAACCAGAACCAGGAGCCCAAGCGCUGGAGUAACAAUGACUGGAUUGCGCUUAUUGACGAGAUGAAGAUGGCAAUAGGACAAUCUGGUCAAGGUGGACUACUCGAUUCCCACGUGCCGCAGAAUCUCAGAGCUGGUUUCAAGCCUACAGAUGGAGGCAAGAAAUGGCGCUUCAACAACGAAAAUGUGUCUGCCCAGGGUAAUGACGAGUCCAUUAAUCCCAGCAAGAUGCAGGAUUUGCAUGUUCCUACAGAAAAGGAGAUGAAAGCCUUACUCAAAGCGGAUAGGUUCCAAGCAUACAUAGAUGCUUUGGACCGUCAGGAAGGAUAUCUUCGCCAUCGGCUCUUCUGCGAAUGGUGGAAGCGUCGUGCUCAUGUGCUGGGAGGCCGAUGGAGAGAUCCUCUGGUGCGCGCUGAAUGUAACAGGAGAAUUCAAGAUGAUCUUGCGGCUUUGAAGGUCGUUGAAGAGUUGCGCCAGAGGUACAAUCAGAGUAAUGUGCCUGCCGAUUUAGAAACGAUGCAUGCCACUGCUAGAUCAGAAUUCUUUAGCCGCACGUCUCCUUCUAUCGUCAUGGGAGGACUUGGUACAGCAUGGCCCUCAGAGUUCCUCGUCAAAGAGAACAACAAGGCUAGACCACUGAGUUCGCUUCCAUUUACUGGCAAGCAGGGAGCAGAACUGGUACAGCAAUGGCUAAAGGAAUUGGUGGGAGCCAAGUCAGGAGAUGCGAAUCACCAGCUGUGCAUGGUUCACGGCAUGAAGCUCUUUUUCCACAACCCAGAACUGGUCAAGAAGAUCAUUGAUGGAGAAAAGUCGAACAGGGGCCUCAUGCGUCUUCCAGCCUUGUUUGAGUCCCUCGAUAGCCUCAACGCUCUCAACUAUACAGCACCAGGCUGGGUUCGUGUUGGAGUUGAUGCGUUAAUGCAGGAGUGGGCGUAUGCCUUGAGUAUCGGCAACCCAGAAAAGAUGAAAGAGCCCAGACCUGCUUACUACAACAAAGUCGACACACACUGGAAUGAUACGCAGCCAUGUCGUGUAUUAUUUCUGGAGUGGGAGGUUGAGUACCACCAUCUGCCUAAGCGAUUCUGGACGCUGCAAAGAUUGAGUGAUGGUACCGCCGACUACAGAAUUGCGCCUGGCGUCAACAUCUCCUCGUUUGACAUGAUGGAUCUCCACAAGCGUACUGUUUCUGGACGAAGUAUUCUACGUCCCAAUGCGGAGUGGGCGAUGACGACGCUGGCACAACAGCUGCUAGACAAGCUAGAUAAUGAGUCUCUUGAGAAGGCAGGUCUAGCAGGUGGAAAGACGCAGAUUCUUGCUCAGCUGGAGAAGGCCCUGAAGAGCCUCAAUCUAGUAUCCGGAAAUCUUGACGGAUUCACGGAUCAGCUCCUUACCCUUCACGGUGGAAUUCACGUAUCGCCAUACGAAUCCGAGACGCAUCCUCCGCGAAACGACAAAGAAAAGUCACUUCUCAACGCGCUACUUGGGUCGGAGAACGGGCAGGAUGUUACUCAAUUUGGAGAAGACGUCUGUUCUAUUGACAAGGCUGAGAGUGACUUUAAGCCUGUUACUCACGGUCAAGCACGCUUCACAAAGUUCAACAUCGUCGACAAAUUCGGCCAAGUCGUCUCACCAAUCCACACACCGGAUAUCAUCAACACGACCAAGCCUCUCUAUCCCUGCCUCGGUCGCACAAUUGCAUGUCAGCCGAACGAAGCGGAAGGCGGAGGCUUCGCCAAUAGCGUCGAACUAGACAAGGAGCAUUGCUCCCAGUUCUUCCAGCUUGGUCAUCGCAUUAAUCAAGACGCUCGACUCAACGCACAGUUCGUCGUGAACUCGACUGACGUUGAUGUGCACCAUGAGACAACGCAGUUUUUCCGUGGUGAUUUUGAGUUAGGUCGUGGUCAGAGACAUCAUGUCUGGCGUCCAACCUCAGAGUACGAGGAUCCUGUCUGGGGCUGGCUUAUGCUUGACUUUCGCACAAUGGGAAUCCAAGUUUACAACGCCGCGGGUGAAAGUAUGGGCGAAGCAUUGGUACCGGACAACAUCCACGGUAAGGCAUAUUGGCAGGUUCACUACGCCGAGGGCGACAUGUCAGAAGCAGCCGUUGAGUCGUCACAGCUACAACAACUCAUGAGACGCAUGUCUGAUGCCAAGUUCCUUGUUGGUCUAUGGGCCAUGCUUUCUGAUGCGUGCCAGAAUAUCUACAACGAUCCUUUGACUGGUGAUGCCCAGAUGCUCAAUAUGGUGGGACGUCCCCUUGCGCUUGUCAACAUUGGUAUGAACCUUGAGCUUGCAACGCCAGUCAUGCAGGCACAGAGCUACCAGGACUUGUUGAAGAAGGAGGAAAUCAAACUUGACGAGUAUAAGUUUGAGAUCCUUCUUGGCGACAAGUCAAAUCUGCGCGAUGCGCUCAUCGGCUACUUUCCUCCAUCACCAGAGCCAUCUGCUCCAAUCGAGCCCGCUCCCAUUCCACGGCCUCAAGAUCGCGUAACGGAUAAGGUGCCCGAUAUCAAUUGCGUCUACACCGAGUUCGGUUAUCCAGGACGUAACAUCGUUGCGGGUGAUAACCAGAAACCAGACUCGUUCGCCUCGCCCAGCUCGAGCAAAGUACUACAACACAGCUGCCGCCUACCAUCGCGGUAUCUGAACCAUCCUUCAACCGUUGUGCUCGGCGCUAUUGUUAACCCUUACCAACCCGUUCACAUCGCCACGGGCAUUCUCCCAUCAACAACACUGAAACUUCCUCAGUGGAUUAUUGACCAGACUAUAAAGAAACUACGCAUCCUUUUGCGCGGUGGGCCUGUCCUCACAAGAUCAGACCUUCCAGGGAUCGACACCAGUCUCGAUUCAUGGAAGAAGCCUAUGAACCAGACCACGGCUGAAGCAUGUAUUCCCGCCCUUACUGACAAGGGCGAGUGGUCAUGGCUACAGCCUAACCUGUCGGCUUAUACCGUGCCUGGAGAUGAAGAUGAGUACCUACCUCAAUUCGUUCCGUACAAUUUAAAGUCGGCAUCUUCAGACUAUCCUUUGGAGAUGGGCCCGCAUACAGUGCUCGAGGGUUUCUACAAGUUUGAGCUAUCUCAAAUGAAGUCAAAGGCAGAGCUAAGGCUAGGUAAUCCAGCGGAGAGUAGUAAUGUAAAGCAAUAG